AUGCCCAGAAAUCAUCUGACAUCAGACUGUUUAGAGAUGGAUGCUGACAUGUCUCCCAGCUACAGGCACAGUGACUUAAGCAGGGAUGGGAGUCUGGACAGCAGAAGGAGCAGUUCUCGGUCCAGAAGUUUUACCUUGGAUGAUGAAAGCCUGAAGCACCUUACCCAUGAAGAGAAGGAUGUCAUCCUGUUUUUUGAAGAGACAAUUGAUUCCCUAGAAGAUGAUUUGGAGGAAGAAGCCCUUUAUGAUAGUGGUAUCCACUGUCACUCUCCAAAGUCCCUGGAAGAGAGUACUUCCAGCCACUCUGAGCCAGAAGAUAUCAUUGACUUGGUGAAGCCGAUACCUGAGGAUCAAGAAGGGAAAUGCCUUCGGCACAUGGCCCAAGCAGCAGAGUCAGAAAGUAUUGAGAAAGAAGAAGCACCCACCCUGGAAGACAAAAAAGAAACAGCUGACAGCGUUUCAUUGGCAGACUCCCCCAUUCCUGAAAAUACCCCUCCUCAGGCCCCUCCCCUCCCUGUCUCAGCCCCUACGUCUCCCAGGAAGGAGCUUCUCUCAUCCUCUCCUCCGGCGGAGCACCCAAAACUCCUCCACUCUGUACCCACUCCACUUGUCAUUGCUCAGAGGAUCUCUGAGAGAUGGGCAGGAAGUGAGGGUCUGUCCCCCACAUCAACAUCAGUGGAAGGGAGGUUCAGUGGUUGGAAGACUAGGACCUUUGCCUCCCCGUCAGCUCAAAAUGGAGAACACUCCCCAUGGCAUGGGCAUGCCUUGGCUUCCCAGACUGUCCCUAAGGUUCAUCGCUUCCCAAGCAACAUCAGUGUAACUAACAGUGCUGGGAAAGAUUUCAACAAGACCAUUUCCAAAGCAGCAGUCAACGUCCAAGAACGCAAGGCUCAGGUUCUGGCCAACAUCAAUGGGGUGGCCUUCUUUGCUCCAGGGGAAAUGGAAGACCGGUUACAGAAGAAUGAGCCAACUGACCAAAAAAGGAGUCUCCUUCCUGAGCAGGCUACAUGCAAUGCCCUGAGCAAGUUGAGCUUGGCCAGGGAGGCCCCAGGCCCAGGAAAAGGAAGACAGACGAGCAUUGAUCAGUGUUCCAAGGCUGUACAAACAGAACAAUCCACAACUCUACCCAAUGGCUACCAGAGCAUCCAUGAUGUUUUGAAGAGCGAGCCCAGUCCUUUCGUCUCUACUGGCAAGACUAUCACUUUCCGCCCAGACUCGGCUCUCACCAACAAGAUCGUAAGGCAGAAUGUUGCCAAGAGUUUCUAUGAACAUCGGCAGCCAGACUUUGGCCAAGAUGUCAGGAGACGUUCUGGCUCCCUCCCAAGAGCUGUAGGAUUCCGACCCCAAGGCAUCACUGUGCAAUUUGCAGGACGGGGUUCCACGGAAGAAGCCCGGCGAGAGGCUUUGAGGAAACUAGGGCUACUAAAGGAGACUUUAUGAUGGGUAAUGCAGUGAGGGAUGCUGAAGGAGAAGGGGGAGCCAGUCUUGGCUGUGAUGGGCUAGCCCAGUCUGGCAGAAUGGUUAUAAUAGUCACAAUGUUCCCUCCCCCAUUAAAGAGCCUGGGGCAGGGAAGAAUUGUCAGGAGGAACACAGAGAUUGUUUACCUCACCAAAGACAGACAUCUGGGAGAUACUUGGUCUAUAAUAAAUAUAAAUUCUUAAAGGCCAAUAUACCAUUCCCAAUUGUUGUGCCAUUUGUGGGGUUGGAGGUUCCAGGAAAACCAGUUCUAGAUGUCAUUAAACAUUGACAAUCCUGCCCCACAAUACCCCAUUUGAAAAAAUUGCCUAUUGAGGAUCAACGUCCUGCCAUACUUCCAAGUUUCCCUUUUUCCACACAAAGGCAAAAUCCAAGAAAUGGAGAGGGGGAAGGAGGUAGAGAACAAACAACGGACCUUUCAAACCCAUUGACUUCAUGGAUUGUAAAUGCCAUAACCUUUUUUUGGUUGUCUUUAGUUGGCAUUCCUCAGCCACUCACUUCCUGGCCUCUUAUAAUCAUCUUCUGUCCCAAAGUACCUGGCUUGAAAUACCAGUUCUGACUAUCCCAUCUGUAUUUCCUUUCAACCUUUUUUUUUUUUUUUUUUUUUUUUAAAGUAAGGCCUUCUGUUCAUAUUUCUGAUCUCUUUUGUGCCUGGUAGAUCUUUUUUGGAAGGGGAGGCUUGUUUUUAGCACAAAACAUGUACUUAGUUUCUCUCCCCACCUCCCCCUGCAAAUGAAUGUGCAAUUUGGGUUGCAUAAGAAUUUUUAAUUUAAGAUUUAAGUGAAGGCUUUAUAGUUUUAUUACUAUAAUUUCAAUUUGGAGAGUAGAGAGGGAAUGUUGAAGACUUCGAUACGGAUGGUGGUUUUUAAGAAAACAAUUCUCAGUGGACU
Gracilinanus agilis (Agile Gracile Mouse Opossum) is the source of this 2366-nucleotide messenger RNA. RefSeq names its product proline and serine rich 2 (gene PROSER2). The transcript has 3 exons. NCBI's taxonomy places the organism in Eukaryota, Metazoa, Chordata, Mammalia, Didelphimorphia, Didelphidae. The record is from RefSeq and is a predicted model, not a curated record. Bases 1 to 1440 code for a protein of 479 amino acids.